This is a messenger RNA of Delphinapterus leucas (beluga whale), 1997 nucleotides long. RefSeq names its product TATA-box binding protein associated factor 15 (gene TAF15). Gene Ontology annotation, molecular function: RNA binding. Gene Ontology annotation, biological process: regulation of DNA-templated transcription. Lineage: Eukaryota; Metazoa; Chordata; Mammalia; Artiodactyla; Monodontidae. The record is from RefSeq and is a predicted model, not a curated record.
GCCGUCCUCAGUACGGCUCCGGCCGCAGCGCCGCUUGCUUCUGGUAUUCCUUGUUCUCUGCGGGUUGUGGGGGCUCUGCGCCGCGGCCGUUAGUCAUGUCGGAUUCCGGAAGUUAUGGUCAGUCUGGGGGUGAGCAGCAAAGUUAUUCUUCCUAUGGAAAUCAAGGCAGCCAAGGUUAUGGACAAGCACCACAAAGCUAUUCUGGCUAUGGGCAAACUACUGAUUCUUCAUAUGGGCAGAACUAUGGCGGCUACUCCUGUUACGGACAAAGCCAAUCAGGUUAUUCACAGUCCUAUGGUGGCUAUGAGAAUCAAAAGCAGAGCUCAUAUGGCCAGCAAUCUUAUAAUAACCAGGCACAGCAAAACAUGGAAUCAUCAGGAGGCCAAGGUGGAAGAGUGCCUUCAUAUGACCAGUCAGACUAUGGUCAUCAAGAUUCAUAUGACCAGCAGUCAGGCUAUGAUCAACAUCAUGGCUCUUAUGCCGAGCAGUCAAAUUAUGAUCAGCAGCAUGAUUCCUAUAAUCAAAACCAGCAAUCCUACCAUUCACAAAGGGAAAAUUACAGCCACCACACACAAGAUGACCGUCGUGAUGUGAGUAGGUAUGGAGAAGAUAAUAGAGGAUAUGGCGGGUCACAGGGAGGAGGUAGAGGGCGUGGGGGAUAUGACAAGGAUGGAAGAGGUCCUAUGACAGGAUCAAGUGGUGGUGACCGCGGUGGCUUCAAAAAUUUUGGUGGUCACAGGGAUUAUGGACCCAGACCAGAUGCUGAUUCAGAAUCUGAUAAUUCAGAUAACAACACAAUCUUUGUACAAGGACUUGGGGAGGGUGUGUCUACAGAUCAAGUGGGGGAGUUCUUUAAACAAAUAGGAAUUAUCAAGACAAAUAAGAAGACUGGAAAACCAAUGAUAAAUCUGUACACAGACAAGGACACAGGAAAGCCAAAAGGGGAGGCAACAGUAUCAUUUGAUGACCCUCCUUCAGCUAAGGCAGCCAUUGACUGGUUUGAUGGAAAAGAAUUCCAUGGCAACAUCAUUAAAGUGUCCUUUGCCACCAGAAGACCUGAAUUCAUGAGAGGAGGUGGAAGUGGAGGUGGGCGACGAGGCCGUGGAGGAUAUAGAGGCCGUGGAGGCUUUCAGGGGAGAGGUGGAGACCCCAAAAGUGGGGACUGGGUUUGCCCUAAUCCGUCAUGUGGAAAUAUGAACUUUGCUCGAAGGAAUUCUUGCAAUCAGUGCAAUGAGCCCAGACCAGAGGACUCUCGUCCCUUAGGAGGAGAUUUCCGGGGAAGAGGCUACGGUGGAGAGAGGGGCUACGGUGGAGAGAGGGGCUACAGAGGUCGUGGGGGCAGAGGUGGAGACCGAGGCGGCUAUGGUGGAGACCGAAGUGGGGGGGGCUAUGGUGGAGACAGAAGUGGCAGCGGUGGCUACGGAGGGGACAGAAGUGGGGGUGGUUAUGGGGGGGACCGAGGAGGUGGCUAUGGGGGGGACCGUGGUGGUGGCUAUGGAGGAGACCGAGGUGGCGGCUAUGGAGGAGAGCGAAGUGGGGGGGGCUACGGAGGAGACCGUGGUGGUGGUGGCUACAGUGGGGACCGAAGUGGAGGCUACGGAGGAGACAGGAGUGGCGGCGGCUAUGGAGGAGACCGAGGUGGCUAUGGAGGCAAAAUGGGAGGAAGAAACGACUACAGAAAUGAUCAGCGCAACCGACCAUACUGAUGACUGUUUUGAAUGUUCCUUUGUCUCUGACAUGAUCCAUAGUGAAAUUGCCAGAGUUUUGCCUGCUGCUUUCCUCGUGGCCUCUUCUUGCGUAGUGAGAUUAAGUGACAUUUGGAUUUUUAUUUGGGUGGGAGGGCUGGGACAGUUUUCCUUUUAAAAAUGUCCAUCGAGAUAUCCCCCUUUAGUUUCCAACCUUCUCCUUCCCAACCCUUGAAGCUAAGUGCGUUGUAAAAUAUUGCCAAAAUGGAAAGUGUUUUGUAAUACUGCAAUAAAGGAUGCUUGUUUUGUGGA